Molecule: messenger RNA, 1111 nt
Organism: Oncorhynchus kisutch (coho salmon)
Lineage: Eukaryota; Metazoa; Chordata; Actinopteri; Salmoniformes; Salmonidae
Product: estradiol 17-beta-dehydrogenase 1-like
Exons: 6
Coding region: 113-997 (294 amino acids)
Biological process (GO): estrogen biosynthetic process
Cellular component (GO): cytoplasm; cytosol
Molecular function (GO): estradiol 17-beta-dehydrogenase [NAD(P)+] activity
Source: RefSeq, a predicted model, not a curated record
ACCCCUCAUCAAGCCCUACUGAGCUGCUCCGUGUAUCCCCUGGUCUCCUUCCCUCAGACCUCAUCUCUCCUUUAGCUAGCAGACCCAGAGGACGUGUGGACACAGCAGCCCAAUGGAGCAGAUAGUGGUGCUGAUCACAGGAUGCUCCUCUGGGAUAGGCCUCAGUCUGGCCGUCCGGCUGGCCUCGGAUCCAGCGAAAAUGUACAAAGUCUAUGCCACCAUGAGGAAUCUUGCCAAGAAGGAGCGUCUGCUGGACUGUGUGAAAGGCCUGCACAAGGACACCCUGGACAUCCUCCAGAUGGACAUCACUGACCAGCAGUCCAUUCUGGAUGCCAGGGACAGGGUCAGGGAGAAGAGGGUGAACAUUCUGGUGUGUAAUGCUGGUGUGGGGUUGAUGGGGCCGCUGGAGGCCCAGUCCCUGGCCACCAUGAGGAGGAUCCUGGAGGUCAACCUCCUGGGCACCAUCAGCACCAUCCAGGCCUUCCUACCAGGGAUGAAGGCCCAGGGCCAUGGACGCGUCCUGGUCACUGGCAGCAUCGGUGGGCUACAGGGACUCCCCUUUAAUGAGGUGUACUGUGCCAGUAAGUUUGCAGUAGAGGGCGCCUGUGAGAGUCUGGCCAUUCUCCUGCAGCACUUCAACAUCCAUGUGAGUCUUAUUGAGUGCGGCCCUGUCAACACGGAUUUCCUGGACAACCUGCAGAGGGCAGAGCCAGGGGACUCUUCGCUGCAGCAGGUCGACGCACACACACGCAGCCUCUAUGACACGUACCUGCAACACUGUGGGAUGGUGUUCCAGAACGCAGCUCAGGACACAGAGGAUAUUGUGAAGGUAUUUCUGGAUGCCAUCCAGUCAUCGAACCCUGCAUUCAGAUACUACACCAACAAUGCCCUCAUUCCGCUCAGCAGCCCUAAGAUCUCAGCGCUGGACGGGUCCCAGUACAUCAGAAAUAUGAGCAAGAUCAUCUUCUCAACCAAUGGGAAAGGGGAACAAAAAUAGCCAUCAAACUAUAGAAUGUAAUAUAACCCUUUACUUUAUACAUACAGUACCAGUCAACAUUUUUAGAACACCUAUCCAUUCAAGGGUUUUUCUUUAUUUUUAUUAUUUUGUACA